GCGCCAUUAAAUUUCUGGAAACAUUGCGAGAUGAUGUAUUUCUUAAUUAAGUGCGAGCAAUAUUAUGUAUUGCAUAAAAAAAAAUUAAAACAGUGGAAGGAAGUAAAAUGCGCAUUGCAAAAUUUAGCAAAUGCAGUUUCGAAGCGGAGAUUAUUGAUUCGCGAGAAGAUCGUGAAAUACUGGACCAGCAAUGUCAAGAACUUAAUAAGGACUUACUAGAAGCAGCCACUAAGUUAAAUGAAAGUGAAGCAACAACGAACGAUGAUAAAUCCGAGGCGCCAUUAGCAGCUUAUAAGUCAAAUACUGACACAACAAAUAAAAGCAACCUGGGACAAUUUGAAGCUUUCGGUAUGUGUGCAAUUAUUAAAACUAAGCCAGGACAAAAUAAAAAAUCAUUUGCAUUACACUUCUGACAGAGUUA
Messenger RNA from Drosophila virilis, 421 nucleotides. Lineage: Eukaryota; Metazoa; Arthropoda; Insecta; Diptera; Drosophilidae. The record is from RefSeq and is a predicted model, not a curated record.